AUGAAACCUUUUCCUCCAUUGACUCACCCAUUGCUCAACUUACAAGCCUUGGUCUGUUCAAUUCGAAAAUCGUUGGUAUCCCCACAAAACCCUGUUUUUGUUUUGGAACUUCUGGACAAAGCGUUAGACCAAUACCCAGACAUCAAGACCUUGAAAAAUGUGCAUUCCAAGGUUUUUAAUUUUAGUUUUCACGAAAACCUAUUUCUGGGAAUCAAACUCAUGCGGGCAUAUGCAGCGUGUGGAGAACCUGGGAUGGCACGCAGGGUGUUUGAUGAAAUUCCUGAGAGGAAUGUUAUUUCUUAUAAUGUCAUGAUCAGAAGCUAUGUGAAUAACCAUUGGUACAAUGAUGCAUUGCUUGUUUACAGAGACAUGGUUGGUGGUGGAUUUAGUCCUGAUAACUAUACCUACCCUUGUGUUUUGAAGGCUUGCUCUUGCUCUUGCUCUGACAAUGCAAGGAUUGGGUUGCAGCUUCAUGGAACUGUGUUUAAGCUUGGGUUUGACUUGAAUUUAUUUGUUGGGAAUGGUCUUAUUGCGUUGUAUGGGAAGUGUGGUUGCUUACUGGAAGCACGGCGUGUUCUUGAUGAAAUGCCAAGUAGGGAUGUUGUUUCAUGGAACUCAAUGGUUGCUGGGUAUGCGCAAAAUAUGCGGUUUGAUGAUGCAUUGGAGAUCUGCCGAGAAAUGGAAGGUCUGAGGCAGAAACCGGACUCAGGUACAAUGGCUAGUCUCCUACCAGCAGUAACUGACACUUCAUCAGAAAAUGUUUCAUAUGUUAAGAAGAUGUUUGUGAAUUUGGAGAAGAAAAGUUUGGUCUCAUGGAAUGUGAUGAUAACUGUGUAUACAAAAAACUCAAUGCCUGAAAAAGCUGUUGAUCUAUAUUUAGAAAUGGAGAAAUCUGAAGUGGAACCAGAUGCAAUCACUUGUGCUAGUGUUCUUCCAGCAUGUGGGGAUCUUUCAGCUUUGUUGUUAGGAAGGAGGAUUCAUGAACUUGUUGAGAGGAAGAAGCUAUGUCCAAAUUUGCUUCUGGAGAAUUCACUGAUAGACAUGUAUGCUAGGUCUGGAUGUCUAGAAGAUGCGAAAAGAGUGUUUGACAGAAUGAAAUUUCGUGACGUUGCCUCAUGGACUUCAUUGAUAUCUGCCUACGGUAUGACUGGACAAGGCCAUAAUGCUGUGGCACUCUUCACUGAAAUGCUAAAUUCGGGUCAAAGUCCAGAUUCCAUUGCCUUUGUCGCAAUUCUGUCAGCUUGUAGCCAUUCAGGAUUAUACAACGAAGGGAAGUUUUACUUUAAGCAGAUGACAGACCAUUACAGAAUAACACCAAGAAUUGAACACUUUGCUUGUUUGGUGGACAUUUUAGGACGAUCUGGACGAGUAGAUGAGGCCUAUAAUUUCGUUAAACAGAUGCCAAUGGAGCCUAAUGAAAGAGUUUGGGGAGCACUGCUUAGUUCGUGUCGGGUGUACUCCAACAUAGAUAUUGGCCUUUUAGCAGCUGACAAACUACUUCAGUUGGCUCCUGAGCAAUCAGGCUACUAUGUGUUGUUAUCCAAUAUUUAUGCUAAGGCUGGUAGAUGGACAGAGGUAACAGCUAUUCGAUCACUAAUGAAGAGAAGAAGAAUUCGGAAAAUGCCUGGGAUCAGUAAUGUUGAGCUGAAUAAUCAGGUACACACCUUUCUAGCGGGUGACACAUCACACCCACAGUCAAAGGAGAUAUAUGAAGAGCUAAGUGUGCUGGUGGGGAAGAUGAAAGAGUUAGGAUAUGUCCCUGAGACUGAUUCUGCUCUUCAUGAUGUGGAGGAGGAGGAUAAAGAAUGCCAUCUAGCUGUUCACAGUGAGAAAUUAGCUAUUGUGUUUGCUAUUUUGAAUACUCGAGAAUCUCCAAUCAGAAUUACCAAAAACCUCCGUGUCUGUGGAGAUUGUCAUAUUGCUGCCAAGCUUAUCUCCAAGAUAGUUCAACGUGAAAUUGUCGUCAGGGACACCAAUCGAUUUCACCAUUUUAAGGAUGGUUUAUGUUCUUGUGGUGAUUAUUGGUGA
Messenger RNA from Sphenostylis stenocarpa, 2028 nucleotides. Lineage: Eukaryota; Viridiplantae; Streptophyta; Magnoliopsida; Fabales; Fabaceae. The record is from the annotation of a GenBank genome assembly.